Centrocercus urophasianus (Greater sage-grouse) is the source of this 726-nucleotide messenger RNA. RefSeq names its product interleukin 6 (gene IL6). The transcript is spliced from 4 exons. Gene Ontology annotation, cellular component: extracellular region. The record is from RefSeq and is a predicted model, not a curated record. Bases 1 to 726 code for a protein of 241 amino acids. Gene Ontology annotation, molecular function: cytokine activity; growth factor activity; interleukin-6 receptor binding. NCBI's taxonomy places the organism in Eukaryota, Metazoa, Chordata, Aves, Galliformes, Phasianidae. Gene Ontology annotation, biological process: T-helper 17 cell lineage commitment; immune response; positive regulation of cell population proliferation.
AUGAACUUCACCGAGGGCUGCGAGGCGACGGGACGGCGGCCGGGGAGCGCUGGGAGCCGCCGCCGGAAAGCGCCCCGUCCCGGCCCCGCCGCGCUGCUGCUGCUGCUGCUGCCGCUGCUACUGCCGCCCGCCGCCGCCGCCCCGCUGCCCGCCGCCGCCGACUCGUCCGGGGAGGCCGGGCUGGAGGAGGAGGCGGGGGCGCGACGGGCGCUGCCCGACUGCGAGUCGCUGGCCUGGCUGCUGCACAGCCGCGCCGCCCGGCUUCAGGACGAGAUGUGCGAGAAGUUCUCCGUCUGCGAGAACAGCAUGGAGAUGCUGGUCCGGAACAACCUCAACCUGCCCAAGGUGACGGAGGAGGACGGCUGCCUGCUCGCCGGCUUCGACGAGGAGAAAUGCCUGAGGAAGCUCUCUAGCGGCCUGUUCGCCUUUCAGACCUACCUGGAAUUCAUUCAAGAAACUUUUGCUAGCGAAAAGCAGAAUGUCGAAUCGCUGUGCUACGGCACAAAGCACCUGGCGGCCACGAUCCGGCAGAUGGUGAUAAAUCCCGAUGAAGUGAUCAUCCCAGACUCAGCCACCCAGAAAUCCCUCCUCGCCAAGCUGAAGUCGGAUAAGGCCUGGAUAGAGAAAAUCACCACGCACCUCAUCCUCCGAGACUUUACUUCGUUUAUGGAGAAUACCGUGAGGGCCGUUCGCUAUUUGAAAAACACCAGGAGUUUCAGUGCCUGA